Molecule: messenger RNA, 2787 nt
Organism: Benincasa hispida (wax gourd)
Lineage: Eukaryota; Viridiplantae; Streptophyta; Magnoliopsida; Cucurbitales; Cucurbitaceae
Product: Protein phosphatase 2C family protein
Biological process (GO): protein dephosphorylation
Molecular function (GO): protein serine/threonine phosphatase activity; cation binding
Source: RefSeq, a predicted model, not a curated record
UUGGACAAAGAACUAAAGAAGAAGAAGAUGAAUGGAUUGCGAUUUAGCGAUUCCUCUUGUAGCCUGAAGCGGAAAAGACCGCCCAAGAUUGAGAUCCCUACGGUGUUGCAGGAGAUUCAAGCCCACAAACUUGAAGACGCCACUCCCCGAACUGAUUCCGUAUCUUUCAGUAGGAAUGAUUUUGCAGAUCAUGUAGGGGUUUUCUCCGUCAAGGGCAAGAAGAGGUUCAUGGAAGAUACUCACAAGAUCAUUCCUCGUAUGAAAGGACACUUGAAUAAUGCCUUUUUUGGCGUUUAUGAUGGCCAUGGAGGCAGGAAGGCUGCGAAAUUUGUUGCAGAGAAUUUGCACAAUAACAUACUUGAAGUGGUGGGCAAUUGCGCGGGAUCUGCAGAGAAGGAGGAUGCAAUUAAAGCCGCUUUCUUGAAAACGGACCGUGACUUCUUGAAUCUUGGUUUAGGCAGUGGUGUCUGCUGUGUCACAGCUCUGAUACAAGGAGAAGAAGUUAUUAUUUCCAAUUUGGGAGAUUGUCGGGCUGUUCUUUCUAGAGGUGGAGUAGCUGAAGCAGUAACUAAAGACCAUAGAGUUGAACAGGAGGAUGAACGGAAAAGAAUAGAAAACAAGGGUGGAUAUGUUGAGAUUCAUAGGGGGGCAUGGAGAGUUCAUGGAGUCCUGUCUGUUUCUAGAAGCAUUGGAGAUGCUCAUUUGAAGGAUUGGAUGCUGGCGGAGCCUGAUUCAAAGGUCCUACUUCUUAGUGAAGACAUGGAAUUUCUUGUUCUAGCCACUGAUGGGCUAUGGGAAAAGGUGGGAAAUCAAGAGAUUAUUGAUGUUGUGACACGAUCACAGUUGAUGGAUAGAAGUUUUGGGCUAUCACAAGGUUCCUUGAGAAGCAUCAGCCACACCAAUUGCUCUGCGAAUCUAAGUCCAUCAAAGGUACGGAGAGUUUCAUUAGUCACGCAACCGAAAAUGGGUGUGGGCCAAUCUCCAAUCCGUGAGAAGCCAAUGGAAGGCUGUGGAGAAGGUGAAUAUAACUACGCUUGGGAAAUUGAAAGUCCUGGAUCGAAAUCAAGGAGAAUAUCAUUGGUCAGACAUAAAAAGAUAAAGUUAGAUUUUUCACCCAAGGAGAAUAAUGAUUGUUAUAGGAAGAUACCCACUUCCAGCAGACUUGUGGCUGCUUGUAAGGAACUUGUAGAUUUAGCUCUGAGUAGGGGUAGUCUGGAUGACAUUACCGUAAUGAUAAUCGACUUGAAAUAUUUCAGGUGCAAGACCAUGCACGAUUCAAUUGGAAUUCCUGCUUGCUUCUCAUUUGGGGAGAGACCAAGUAAUGAUCCAGGUUCAGUAAUCAGAUCAGGUCAAAGUGUGUUUAUGUCAGUGUAUCAAACAAAGAUCGUUGGUCAGUGUCGUCUAAUUACAAUAACUUGGUGUAAGAAUCUGUUACUUCAUGGUCUUUCCAUCUGUGUUCAAGGACCAGAAGGAAACGAGCAAUAUCAGUGUAAGGUUGAGAUGAAGCCAUGGUACUUCUGGAGAAAACAAGGUUCUAAGCAUUUUGAAGUCGAUGGUCGAGCUGUGGAUGUGGUUUGGGACCUCAAGAGUGCAAAAUUCAAUGGAGAGACAGAACCACAGUCAGAUUACUAUGUGGCAGUUGUCUGUGAAGAGGAAGUUGUUUUGCUUAUUGGGGAUCUCAAGAAAGAUGCCUUCAGAAAGACAGGUUGUCGACCAGCUUUGAUAGAGCCAACUCUUGUUUCAAAGAAGGAACAUGUAUUUGGGAAGAAAAUGUUCUCCACCAGAAUUCAAUUUCAUGAGAAAGGCAAACUCCACACCAUCUCAAUUGAGUUCAUCAACGUCAAUACAAAUCCCAGUUUCUCUGAUUCAUUCGAUCCAGAACUGGAGAUAAGAAUCGAUGGUCAACCAGUAAUCAAGAUCAAGCACCUUCACUGGAAGUUCAGAGGCAAUGAAUCUGUAUUAAUCAGCAGAACAAGGUUAGAAGUUUACUGGGAUGUCCAUGAUUGGCUGUUUGGUUCUGGUCCCAGGUACGGGCUUUUCAUAUUCAGGCCAAUCUCAUCAUGGUCUGAAUCUCCAUCAUCAUCACUUCCAUCAACAUCACCUACUCCUACACCCUCUUCUUUAACAUCAACUACAGGAAUGUCCAUUAGAGAAGUGAUUUCUACUUCUGGGGAGGUUGAACAUGCUGCUGGAUCAUCCAAUUUUUGUUUAUUUCUGUAUGCUUGGAAGAUUGAAUGAAGAAUGCUGAAUGCAAAUCAAAAGAUAUGGUAAAAACAAAAGUGGGUUCUCUGCAGGUUUUGUUUUUACAAAUUUAGAAUUGAUAAACCAGAUUUAGUUCCCAAUUCCAAUUCCCAAGAAAAAAUCAAAGAAUACAAAAGAGAAAGAAAGAGAGAGAAAGAAAGAGGGAAAAAAAAAAAUAUUUUAGAAGAUUUAUGAGCAACAAAUGGACCCAUCAUGAGAGAGAAAGAGAAGAGGUAAGCAUAGAGUGAUUGAAUUAUAAAAGGACAGGAUUAGACAUGCCAGAUAAGAGAUCAUCUUCAUGCCCAAUUAUCAUCCCUAUCUUCAUUGCCCAUCUCACCAAUCCAUUAUAAUCUUUCACUCACCGGUUUGUUUUCUCUCUCUCUCUUAUUUUUUUAAUUUUUAUUUUGUGUUUUGUUAUAAGCCUAUAACUAUAAGCUUGCAUUGAAAUGUUUACGCUACCAUAUGAAUAUAUCCUUCAUAAAUUUCAUAAGAUCUAUAUCUACAUCCUGUACAUCUUUUUACUGGUGCACUUUUACCUUUUUUCUA